This is a messenger RNA of Solanum verrucosum, 1878 nucleotides long. RefSeq lists its product as uncharacterized. NCBI's taxonomy places the organism in Eukaryota, Viridiplantae, Streptophyta, Magnoliopsida, Solanales, Solanaceae. The record is from RefSeq and is a predicted model, not a curated record. The transcript has 18 exons. Gene Ontology annotation, biological process: mRNA splicing, via spliceosome. Gene Ontology annotation, cellular component: U2-type spliceosomal complex; U2 snRNP; U12-type spliceosomal complex. Bases 55 to 1809 code for a protein of 584 amino acids.
CUGAUAACGAUAACUUUCUCCGAUCAAUUAUCGAAUCUCUAAUCGGCCGGAAGUAUGACGGCUGAUGUACCAAACACCGUCGGCUAUGCUAACGGAGAUUUGAAAUCCAAACACACUGAUGCUAACACCGGCUCUAGGAAAUCAAAGGUGAGCGAGCGGGGCCGUAGGCGGCGGAAGCAGAAGAAAAACAAUAAGGUACCGUCUCGUGGAGUAGAUAGUGACACAGCCGCUACCGACGAAGCUAAUGGCGGUGCUGGUGAUACUGAUAAGGAGAAUUCCGAUCUACAGAAGUCCCUGGUGGUGGAGCAAGUUGAAGUGGAAUAUGUCCCAGAGAAGGCAGAAUUAGAUGGCGAGUUGGAUGAGGAAUUCAGGAAGGUUUUUGAAAAAUUCAGUUUCACAGCUGCUACUGGUUCUGAGGAGAAUGAUAAAAAGGACGAGACUGCUGCCGAUGCCGCCUUAAAGAAAAAGGAUGAUUCAGAUUCGGAGGAAGAGCAAGAUGCUCAGCCAAGGGAGAAGGGUAUUUCUAACAAAAAGAAAAAGCUUCAACGUAGGAUGAAUAUUGCAGAACUGAAACAAAUCUGCACGAGACCUGAUGUAGUUGAGGUAUGGGACGCUACUGCUGCAGACCCUAAGCUUUUGGUAUAUCUGAAAUCUUACCGAAAUACUGUUCCUGUCCCACGACACUGGAGUCAAAAACGAAAAUUUUUGCAGGGGAAACGUGGUAUCGAGAAACAGCCGUUUCAACUGCCUGACUUUAUAGCUGCGACCGGAAUUGAGAAAAUUAGACAAGCUUACAUUGAAAAGGAGGACAGUAAAAAGCUUAAACAAAAGCAGCGGGAGCGGAUGCAGCCAAAAAUGGGAAAGAUGGAUAUUGAUUAUCAGGUUCUCCAUGAUGCCUUUUUUAAGUACCAGACUAAACCAAAGUUGAGUAGCCACGGGGAUCUGUAUUACGAAGGAAAAGAGUUUGAGGUGAAGUUGAGGGAGAUGAAACCUGGGACUUUUUCUCAGGAACUGAAAGAGGCUCUUGGUAUGCCCGAAGGCGCUCCUCCUCCUUGGCUUAUUAAUAUGCAGAGAUACGGUCCUCCACCUUCAUAUCCUCAAUUGAAGAUUCCCGGUCUCAAUGCUCCUAUUCCACCAGGAGCCAAGUUUGGCUAUCAGCCUGGAGGUUGGGGUAAACCACCUGUUGAUGAAUAUGGGCGCCCUUUAUAUGGAGAUGUCUUUGGUGUGGUGCAACAAGACCAUCCUAAUUACGAGGAUGAACCCGUUGAUAAGACUAAGCAUUGGGGUGACUUGGAGGAAGAGGAAGAAGAGGAGGAAGAGGAAGUGGAAGAAGAGAUGGAGGAAGAUGAGUUGGAAGAUGGUAUUCAGUCUGUGGACAGUCUUUCGAGUACUCCAACUGGAGUUGAGACUCCCGAUGUUAUUGACCUUCGGAAGCAGCAGAGGAAGGAGCCUGAGAAGCCUCUCUACCAAGUGCUUGAAGAGAAAGAAGAAAAGAUAGCUCCAGGAACUCUUCUUGGAACAACUCAUACGUAUGUGAUUAACACUGGCACUCAAGACAAGACUGCUGCCAAAAGGGUCGAUCUGCUUAAAGGUCAGAAAUCAGAUAGAGUUGAUGUUACUUUGGCACCCGAAGAGUUGGAACUGAUGGACAAUGUCCUGCCAGCCAAAUAUGAGGAAGCUAGAGAGGAAGAGAAGUUGCGUUCUCAGAGAGAGGAUUUCAGUGACAUGGUAGCAGAGAAUGAGAGGAAGAAGAAACGCAAGUUGCAGGAAAAAGAUGGCAAGUCAAAGAAGAAAGAUUUCAAGUUUUGAGGCGAAUUUCGUGUUCCAUCUUGCAAAGUUUAUCAAAACACAUAAAACGAAGCAUAAACUAUAUCUUAU